Messenger RNA from Olea europaea var. sylvestris, 955 nucleotides. Its product is annotated as NDR1/HIN1-like protein 26. Bases 1 to 918 code for a protein of 305 amino acids. The transcript has 2 exons. The record is from RefSeq and is a predicted model, not a curated record. Gene Ontology annotation, cellular component: plasma membrane. NCBI's taxonomy places the organism in Eukaryota, Viridiplantae, Streptophyta, Magnoliopsida, Lamiales, Oleaceae.
AUGGCGUUGUCUAUGUGCUAUUUGAGAAAGGAUGGAUCCACUAAAGGUGGUUAUGGAAUAUCUCCAUUGAUAUAUCCCAACUUGUCUUUGCCAGAAAUAUACAUCUCUACAACUUGGGACCAAGUAAGAGUGUUCCUCUUCCUCUUCCUCUUCCUCUUCAACCCCGCUGCCGCCGCAGCCACCAGGCCCAGCACCAACAAGACAGCAACCAAAACCCAGCUUUACAACCCCAUGCGCCACCCCUACCGUCCUAACCCCACCGCCCGCAACCUCAGCAGUCGACGCUUCAGCUGCCGCCGUUGCUUCUGCCGAUCUUGCUUCGGGUCCAUUAUCCUACUCAUUGCUAUUUUCUUCCUUGUCGCAAUUGCCGCCGCUGCCUUCUACAUACUCUACCACCCCCACCGCCCUGCAUUCUCCGUCUCCUCCCUGAAAAUCACCCAGUUCAACCUCACCACCACCACCUUCGACGGCACAACCCACUUAACAACUCAAUUGAACCUUACUCUUUCCGCCAAAAAUUCCAACACAAAGGUGAUAUUCUACUACGAUCCCAUGUCCAUCACAGUGUCAUCUAAUCAAGUAACCAUAUCAUCUGGUUCUUUCAAAAAUUUCACCAAUUCACCAGGCACCAUUUUCAUAAUACACGCCACAACUGGAUUAAACUACCAAUUAUUAGACGGGGACGAAUUGAAUUCAUUGAAGUCAGAUCUGAAGAAGAGAAAUGGGAUCCCAUUACAGAUUGUGGUGGACACGAUGAUAGGGGUGAAAAUGGAAAAGCUGAAGACCAAAAAGGUCGGAAUCAGAGUCAAGUGUAAUGGCAUUCGUGGAUGGGUGCAAAAGGGCAAAAAUCCUGCCUUGGCCAAUACUUCUGAUGCAAAAUGUAAGGUUGAUCUCAAGAUCUUCAAGUGGACCUUUUAGUUUAAUUAUUAUUAUACUUCUUGCUUUUCAAUGGGGA